AGGGAGCCAACGGCAGCUGCGGCUUGCACACCAUUCGACCUAUCACAGCAGGGUUGAGGGCAUUUGGAUCACAGGGCUCUGGUUGCGGCAUCCUUGGAGCUGCUGUUGUUGUCUAAAAACAUCAACAGUGCACCGGCUAGGGGAAUAGAUGUGUGGCCAGGAGACAUAGAGGCAGACGGGCAAUCAUUUGGAAGCAACCCGGGGCAGGGUUGCUUUGUGCGAAGGAGAGCAGCGUGAGAACGAGUAUGGUUUCCAUGUAAACAGCCCAUCGGUCUGUGGAGCAGCUGCCUGUGUCACUGUUGAGGAGCAGGGAGAAGCUGGGGGGGAGGGGGUUGAAGGGGGGGGGGCGUUCCUUCUUCCUUAGACAUUACCCCUCCUCCAUCUGGCUGCCUAACGCUUCUGUCAUCACAUCAAGGAAAGGUUCUGCCUGGAGUGACUACUCUGGGGGUUGUUUAAUGCAUUCCCACAGGCCGACCUCAAUCCAUAGAGAAACUUUCUGUCUUUCUUAUCACACAAGGGAGACUUACGUCCAGAAAAGAGGCCCAUUGAGGCAUACGCAGCAUUUUUGGCUCAGCUACACAACUCUACACAUUCUUGGUUGUCCCCCACCCCUUAGCUAAAAUCAUGGAUCCAACCACGGCCGAGACCCCCGUCAGCUUUAUCUCCACGGUCUCCGGCAUGAAUGCCACCGCUGUGACCCCCCUUGUCACCCUCACCACGGACACGAGAAUGGAGCGGGACAACAUCACCGCGUCCAGGACAGCUCUCGCGGCUACCGCCAUAACUGUAACGACGGCCAACGGGACAAGCUUCAAUGCCACCGAGCCGGCACAGCUGAACCUGGAGGGCGCUGGGAUGGGCAUGGUGCUGGUGCCCUUUGGCAUCAUCACUGUGAUUGGCCUGGCGUUGGUCGUGAUGCUGUAUAUCAGGAAACGGAAGAGGUUGGAGAAACUGAGGCACCAGUUGAUGCCAAUGUACAGCUUUGACCCGGCAGAAGAACAGGAUGACCUGGAACAAGAACUGCUUGAUCAUAACCGUGAUGGCAAUGUUGCAGGACCCAAUAACAAGACGACCUCCCAGGGUACAACGCAGAGGCCCAGUCGCCUGGUCUUCACUGACGUAGCCAACGUUCUCAAUGCAUAACAGCACUCUUCCCUGCAUGGGAGGAAACUGGGCUAACAGUCCCAUCAUGGAGAUUUGUCACUCAGGAAAAAAAAAAAGGAACACUGGAGUUGGUUGAGGGAAUUCUGACCAAAGUUGUAGCACAGGCUUCAUAGUGUUUAGGACAUGAGGUUCUGCAAGUUUUUUUGAUAAUUGCACAUUGCCUAUGGUUUUGGUCUUCACUAACUGUGGUGGGAUACAUGGCAACGUGAACUAGUCUUGAACAAGUGAUUUUACACUGGUUGUUAUUUGUUGGACAAAUACUUGUGCAUUGUACAUUUUCUCUGUCUGUUGUAAAGUGAUAUUGGGGGCAGAACCCUGGAACUCCACUCUACACCCUUCUCUAAUGAAAACUGUAUCUAGAACGUAUUUAUUAUGACAUGUUCGUAUUUUGCUGCUAAAAGUAGAAAACCACGUUUGACUCGAGUCCUCAGAAGAGGUACUGCCGAAUGUCGCUGUUGUGGCGUAUCUAUAAUGGCGGUCGACUAGAGACAUGUGCCGACAAUGCUAAUGGACGUUCUGCACUUUGGAGAACUACAAUGUAAUAUAAGACGAUGUGGAGGGCUCUUGUUGCUACAGGACAAUUCCUGAGGAACUGUAACCCAGCUAGUGUAUACUACUGUACUGUACCACCCCCCACCCCAGUCCACACGUGUUCUUCAUCUCCACUUUUGCCCUGAACAUAUUAGAACAAGUAAUAAAACAGCUGCACUGGUUUCUACUGGUACACAAAGUACAGCA
Messenger RNA from Esox lucius (northern pike), 1902 nucleotides. RefSeq lists its product as uncharacterized. The coding region runs from base 625 to 1143 and encodes 172 amino acids. The transcript is spliced from 5 exons. The record is from RefSeq and is a predicted model, not a curated record. NCBI's taxonomy places the organism in Eukaryota, Metazoa, Chordata, Actinopteri, Esociformes, Esocidae.